AUGAGGCAACUUAUGAGACGUAUUAAGGAGUAUAAACACCUAGAAGAUGAUCGGCUGCAGAAUAAGGGGAAAGCACCGUUACUCUGGAGAUCUCGGCAGGGCAUUAUGUCGGCAAGACUAAAAAAAGAUUUCAGGAUGCAGGAACCAGAGGUGCAAAUUGAAGGAGUUAAUAUGGCGUUCAAAGAGCCUGUGCACAAAAUCCUAGAUCGGAUUAAGAAUGAAUCGUUCUUCAGGGACAAAGGGCACACCACCGAGCAGUGUCGGGUACUAAAAGAUCAUCUCGGGCAGCUAGUAAAAGCAGGGUAUCUGAAAGAGUUUGUAAUGGACUCCGCUGACCGGGAGGCCGGCCAGGGUGCUCAGCAGAAAAGGAAUCCCCUUCCACCACCGCUGGGAGUGAUCGAAGUCAUCCACGCUGCCCCGAGAGGUACGACAACAGCUAAAGGGGUAAUGACAGUGGCUUGCUUGGAAGGAGAACCACCCAAGAAGAGGAUGAAAGUUGGUCGGCUAACCAUUUCUUUCAGCGAAGAAGACUUGGAAGGGACGAUCCAACCUUAUGAUGAUGCAUUGGCUGUGGAUUCAUGCAAUGAAGGCCGUUCCGUCACCCUGCACGUGAAAGUGAAAUUUCCCACUGAGUAUGGAGUUGCCGUGGUGCGAGGGAACCAACGAGUGGCUAGGCAGUGUUUUGUCGCCGCGGUUAGGUGGAAAAGUGAACAGCUCGAACAAGCAGAGGAGACUGAAAAAGAAACUUUAUAG
Messenger RNA from Quercus lobata, 753 nucleotides. RefSeq lists its product as uncharacterized. NCBI's taxonomy places the organism in Eukaryota, Viridiplantae, Streptophyta, Magnoliopsida, Fagales, Fagaceae. The transcript is spliced from 3 exons. The record is from RefSeq and is a predicted model, not a curated record. Bases 1 to 753 code for a protein of 250 amino acids.